This is a messenger RNA of Bipolaris sorokiniana ND90Pr, 3555 nucleotides long. RefSeq lists its product as uncharacterized. The transcript is spliced from 10 exons. Gene Ontology annotation, cellular component: nucleus. Lineage: Eukaryota; Fungi; Ascomycota; Dothideomycetes; Pleosporales; Pleosporaceae. Gene Ontology annotation, molecular function: RNA helicase activity; ATP binding; hydrolase activity. The coding region runs from base 1 to 3369 and encodes 1122 amino acids. The record is from RefSeq and is a predicted model, not a curated record.
AUGUCUAACACAGAUCCGCCUGAUACCGUUACUGGCGCUGCUGCAGACCGCGCGGAGCAGCUGGCAAAGGAUCUUGCCCGUGCCAAAGAGGCUGGAUGGACUAACCCAAUCCCCUUCCGGUAUGACACUGUUGUCGGAGGCACGCCUGCUGCAGACGAGACUCGCGACACCGCUCCCUGGCUGUCAGAUGCCGCCGUCUAUCAGUGGGAUGAUGACUUUGGCGAUGUUGGUGAGCCCAAUCCUGAGCUGGAGAAGAUGCUUUUCCAGGAUGAGUAUCUGCAGCGUGCCGGCAGUGCGAUCAGCGCUCUCUCAUUCGAAGUCACUGUUCAAGGCCCUACUAAGAUCAACCCUGUUCGCAACUUUGAGGAUGCCGGUUUGCACCCGAUCAUGCUUGAGAAUGUCAAGUUGUGCCAGUAUGGUGCGCCAACUCCUAUCCAGUCGUAUUGCAUCCCAUCCAUUCUGACUGGGAACGACGUGGUCGCUAUUGCGCAGACUGGAUCUGGAAAGACGGCUGCAUUCCUAAUUCCCAUCCUCUCAAAACUCAUGGGUAAGGCUCGCCAGUUGGCGGCACCUCGACCCAACCCAGCCCGCUACAACCCUCUUACAGACCGGGUUCGUGCCGAGCCUCUGGUACUGGUUGUGUGUCCUACUCGUGAGCUCGCUACUCAGACGUUCGACCUGACUCGUCGCCUGUGCUACCGUACAAUGUUGCGCCCUUGCGUUGUGUAUGGAGGUGCUCCUACGAGAAAUCAGCGCGAGCAGCUCGAGAUGGGCUGUGACAUCCUCAUUGCCACUCCAGGACGUCUCAUGGACUUUAUGCAGAAUAUUAAUCUCCUUUCACUCCGUCGCCUCAAGUUCACCGUCAUCGACGAAGCUGACGAGUUGCUUUCGAGUGGCUGGGAGGAAGCCAUGGAGAAAGUGUUCUCGGGUACUGACGUCAACUCCGAUGCGGAUCAUACCAUUAUCAUGCUCUCUGCUACUUUCUCCAAAGCAGCUCGUAGGCUUGCCAAGGAGUACAUGGAAGAAGACUUUGUUCGAAUCAAAGUAGGAAGGGUCGGUAGCACCCAUCGCAACAUCAAGCAGGAGAUUCGCUUCGUUGAGGACACUGAUAAGGACGAGGCGCUCUUCGAUUUGCUCUUCUCUGGUGGCCCACAGCGUUCCCUCAUCUUCGUCAACACUAAGUACAAAUGCGAUAAGGUCGACGACUAUCUGUACAAUAAAGGCUUGCCCGUCACUUCGAUCCACUCAGAUCGCACUCAGCGUGAGCGCGAGGAUGCUCUUCGUUCGUUCCGGACUGGCCGUUGUCCUAUUCUAGUCGCUACCGGUGUCACUGCUCGUGGUCUCGAUGUCGCCAACGUUAAGCAUGUCAUCAACUACGACCUACCCUCAGGCCAGCACGGUGGCAUCACCGAGUACGUUCAUCGCAUUGGCCGCACCGCGCGUAUUGGCAACGAAGGGAAAGCCACCUCUUUCUUCAACGACGACAACAAGGAUAUUGCUGAAGAUCUGGUCAAGGUUCUCAUAGAAUCGGAGCAGGAGGUGAGCGACUUCCUUGAGGAGUUCAAGCCUCAAAACCUGUCGGCGAUUGAGUGGCAUGAUGGCACUGACGAAGAGUCUGACGAUGGCCUUGGUGGUGGUUUUAGCGGAGAAGCUGGCGGAUUUGACGUUGGUGCCACCUUCGGUAACGAGGCAGCUGCUAGCUUUGGCAGUGCUGGGGGCUUUGAUGGUGAGGGCUUCUCUGCAGAUGCUGACAACAAGGUUGCGUCUUGUGUCGAUGCGCACAUGGAAGAAGUAUUUUGUUCGUAUCUAGCCACCAAAAGCGCCCUCAAUCUGGGCAGCUUGGACACGCUAUGCUUCGCCUAUCUACGUCCGCACCUUUUCUCGCCCUCGGACGAACCUCGCGCAGCAUGCUCUGAGCAUCGCGCAACUCAUCCCUAUGCAGCCACCACGAUGGGCAGCUUCUGGCACUCGAUCGCGUAUUUUUUCCGGCUCCCAUUCCACAUCCAAUGGCGGACGGCGCUCGUACAACUCCCGCGCUUCGUGCCGUUAUCUAUCCUGCACCUGACAUCGCCGAAGGGUCCGCACCCAUUCCUGAUUGCGCUGCCGAGCCGCAAGGGACAUCUCAUCUACGCGUACACAUUUGUGCCGCCGGCACCGGUGGACGCGGAUGCUGAGAGUGAGGAGCAGCGGAAAGAGACGGGCGAAUGGCAUGUACCAGUUGUUUUGGACUUACAUGGAGGCGGCUUCAUCAUGGGAUCGCCGCUGGAACAGGCACCGUAUGCGUCGAUGAUGUCGCGUGAGCUUGGGGCCAUAGUGCUGAGCGUGUCAUAUCGCAUCGGACCGUUCCACCAGUUUCCCGCGGCGAUUCACGAUGCAGAGGAUGUGUUAUCUGCGAUUCUGGAUACGAGCGGGACAUCAGAGGCAGGCAAGGUCCUGCGACAAGAGGUGCAGAGAUACUACUCCAUGGUACGGACGAAUGUGCUGGAGGGAAAGAACAAAAACGAGCCGGUCCUUCAACACAUUGAGCAGGUCACGGAUAUAGUGCUUGAUCCCACGCACCUGGCGAUAUCCGGCUUCUCAGCCGGAGGCAACAUCGCGCUCAACAUGGCGAUAUCGGUUCCGCCCUGUCCGCAAAUGGGAAUGAUGGAAUCACAAACACUCGGGCCUGCGGAUCACGAUUGCAUGUCGCCGACCCUUCCGACAAACCGCAGAGCAACAAUCCUAGACGAUCCAUUCCAGUCAUGGCCGUCGCCCCUCCCACCGCCCGAAGUGCAACCACGACUGCUCCCACUGCUACUCUUCUACCCAUCUCUCGAUGCACGGCUGCUGCCCCACGAACGCCCCAGGAAGCCCAUGCCGAGUGCACUCAAACCAGACGACCACCACGUUGAGAAGCCAAGACAACCAGGUCUAUUCUCUAUCUUGGGACCAACGUACCUGCCCAAGAAACUACGGGCGCAUCCUCGUGCUAGCCCCGGUCUCAACGACCCAGAGUAUAUCCAAAAGAACGCGGCUAUUUUUCUUGUGCUACCGGAGAAGGAUUCGCUAGCGGUGCAGAGCGAUGUGUGGGUUGACAAGAUGAAUAGUAGCAACUGGACGGGCCCUGUACGCUUUGGCGAUGGCCGAGCAGGCGAUUGGGACGGUGCCACGGGUGGUGAUAGUGAAGGCCAAGAGUCGUGCUCGAAUGCAUCCAAUGCCAAGAAUGCCGGACUAGAGAUUUGGCACGCACCGGGUUGCAGGCAUGGGUGGACGCAGUUCCCCAAUGCAUUUGUGCCGGAGCAUGAGGCACGUGAGCGCGAGGCGGUAUUUGCACGGACAGUGCGGUUUGUGAGGGAGAAGUGGGAGAGGGAGUUGGUACUGGAAUGCUAGGGGCAGGGGGGGGUGUUUCUGUACGGUACAUAUAUCGGUCUUAUUUUGUUUGAAUCUGACAUCUGAAACGAGGACGAGAAGGGAUGAUGCAUGAAUCGGCAACUGGAUUUAGCAUGGAAUAACUACUAUUAAUCUUUUUUGGUAUGUAUCUACUGCAAAUAGUUUACUAUUAUCAUGACGGCUGUU